AUGAAGAGAAGGAAAAAAAAAAAUGUUAAAAAUUCCGCUCUAACUUUAAUAUAUAGCAUCGACAAUUUCUUUAAGGGUUUGUUUUUUUUUAUUAUUAUUAUUCUUUUAUUCUAUUUUAAUGCUAAGAUUAAGAGUACUUUCAUGAUGAACACAGAGGAAACAUUACUAAUAACACAAGUCGAUCACUACGAUGCAAUCAUCAAUGACGAUGAGAUUAAAGAGGGUGACAUCACUACAUCACUGGAAUUGAAACAUCUUACUAUAUCUACCUUACCAUUGGUGCUUGCAUUCCUUCUACAAUAUGUUUUUUCAAUAACUUCUGUUUAUUCUGCAGGUCAGUUAGGUGCCAAAGAGUUGGCUGCGUGUUCGUUGGCCAUUUGCACCUUUAAUAUCACAGGGUUGGCUAUUUUCCAGGGUAUGGCUACCAGUUUGGAUACAUUUUGUUCCCAGGCUUAUGGAUCGGGAAACAAGACUAUGGUGGGUAUUUAUUUCCAGAGAGGAUCAUUAUUAAUGUUGAUGGUUAUGGUUCCCUUGACUAUUUUGUGGUGGUUCUCUGGUCUGGUUUUGAAGUUCUUGGUUCCUGACCCAGAAUUGGUCUCUAUGACCCAAUUUUUCCUUAGAAUACAUAUCUUGGGUGUUCCUGGUUUGAUUUUCUUUGAAAGCGGUAAAAGAUUUUUACAAGCCCAACAUAUUUUCCAGGCCAGUACAUAUAUUUUGAUGGUUACUUUUCCAGUGAAUUUAGUUUUGAACUGGUGGUUAGUUUGGAAUGAUGAGACGAGUAUUGGGUACAUGGGUGUUCCCGUGGCUAUUGCUAUCACUUAUUGGAUUAUAGCGCUCUUGAUGUUGUUGUAUGUCAUUUUUAUUGAUGGAAUGGAAUGUUGGGGAGGGAUUGAAUGGGAAAAAGCAUGUAGUAAUUGGAAACCAAUGCUUUCGUUAGCUAUUCCUGGGGUUGUUAUGGUUAUUUCUGAUUUCUUAGCCUUUGAGAUAUUGACCAUUUUUGCAUCUAGAUUUGGUACCGAAGCAUUAGCUGCUCAGUCUAUUGUUUCGAAUAUCGCAACAUUGUGCUUUCAAGUUCCGUUUGCAUUUGCUGUUGCCAUUAGUACCAGAAUGGGGCACUUGAUUGGAGAUGAAAACAUUUCUGGUGCCAAAGUUGUUAAUGGUUUAACAGUUAUUAUUGGUGGUACUAUUGGAGUUGCAAGUUUUAUGUUGAUGUAUUUCGGAAGAAAAGUUUUGGCCAGCUUCUUUACCAAUGAUGAAAAGGUGUUGACUAUUGCAUCAAGCUUGCUUUUCUUAGCAGGAAUUAAUCAAAUUUCUGAUGCAUUGAAUGUUGUUGGUACUGGUGUUUUACGAGGACAAGGAAGACAAAGAAUUGGUUCCAUUUUGAAUAUAAUCUCAUACUACUUUCUUGCCAUACCGUUGGGAUAUGUUCUUGCAUUUAAAUUGAACAUGGAAAUGAGUGGUUUGUGGAUUGGUUUGAUUAUUGGUGUUAUGACCCUUGCAAUUGCCCAAUGUACUGCAAUUUGUCUUAGUAAUUGGACAAAAAUAGUAGAGCAUUCACAUAGAAUACAUGACAGUGUAUAG
This is a messenger RNA of Candida tropicalis MYA-3404, 1581 nucleotides long. RefSeq lists its product as uncharacterized. Gene Ontology annotation, cellular component: membrane. The record is from RefSeq and is a predicted model, not a curated record. Gene Ontology annotation, molecular function: antiporter activity; xenobiotic transmembrane transporter activity. The transcript has a single exon. NCBI's taxonomy places the organism in Eukaryota, Fungi, Ascomycota, Pichiomycetes, Serinales, Debaryomycetaceae. Gene Ontology annotation, biological process: xenobiotic detoxification by transmembrane export across the plasma membrane. The coding region runs from base 1 to 1581 and encodes 526 amino acids.